CAUGCAUUACCUAUUGACUAAAAUGAUAAGAUAAGUUUUUUAUCUGAUGUUUUUGAACCCAGAAAAAUGGAGGAAAAAUUAUCAUCUUUUGCAAAAUCAUUAACACCUUCACCAAUUCAACAACUUUCUUAUCUUGCUCAGCGUUGCAACGCCAUUAAUCUUGCUGAAGGUUUCCCUGAUUUUCCUGCUCCUUCCCACAUCAAAAAUGCUGCUGUUUCUGCCAUUAAUUCUGACUUUAAUCAAAGCAGACAUGUGCAGGAAAUAUGUGAUUAUGUAGCAAAGAAUGUGAAGGACAAGCAUGGCCUGGACAUUGAUCCUAUGACAGAUAUAGUGAUUUGUUGUGGUCAAACUGAGGCGUUUGCUGCAGCAAUGUUUGCCUUAAUUGAUCGAGGUGAUGAAGUUAUUGUACUUGACCCGUCAUAUGAGACAUAUGAAUCUUCAAUUAGCGUGGCUGGAGGAGUCCCUGUAUUUGUGCCCUUGGACCCUCCUUAUUGGACUCUAGACCCAGAGAAACUAAUGAAAGCUUUUACUUCCAAGACAAAAGCUAUAGUAUUGAACAGCCCUCAUAAUCCUACAGGGAAAGUGUUUGGAGUAGACGAGUUGGACAUAAUUGCUGAAGCUUGCCAAAAAUGGGACUGCCUAGCUGUUACAGAUGAAGUGUAUGAAUAUAUAACCUAUGAUAAUGAAAGGCACAUAUCCCUUGCUUCGCUUCCAGGAAUGCAAGAGCGGACAAUCAUCACUUCCUCUAUGUCUAAAACUUAUUGUGUGACAGGUUGGAGAAUUGGAUGGGCCAUUGCCCCUGCAUGUAUUGCUGAUGCUGUAAGAAACGUCCAUAUAAGACUUACGGAUUCUGCUCCAGCACCUUUCCAAGAAGCUGCCGUGGUGGCUUUGCAGAGCCCCCCACAAUAUUAUGAGUCACUUAGAGCAAUAGACUUUGUUGAAGAACUGAUCAAACAAGCAGGUGUAGUGGCUGUACCAGGAUGUGGAUUUUUCCAUACAAAGCGUCCACCUGAUGGUUAUCAAAGAAGGUACAUCAGAUUUGCUUUCUGCAAAAGCAGUCAGACACUGAUCGUUGCUCGCCGUAGGAUAAGUGAGCUUCUAAAUUUGGCUGGUCAUCUCAAGCUAUUUCACUCUGAAAAUGAUCCAGAUUCUUGACAGUUGUGUAAUCUGUUAUUCAUAUGAAUCAAUUUUUGUUGCUCUUAGUUGCUACAUAGAGGCAUGUCAUUGAAAUUGUACUAUUUCUUGCAAUAAUGCUUUUGUCUCCCAUUAAAUCUAUUUGAAUGAUAUUGUU
This is a messenger RNA of Chenopodium quinoa (quinoa), 1291 nucleotides long. Its product is annotated as kynurenine--oxoglutarate transaminase 1-like. The record is from RefSeq and is a predicted model, not a curated record. The transcript is spliced from 8 exons. Lineage: Eukaryota; Viridiplantae; Streptophyta; Magnoliopsida; Caryophyllales; Amaranthaceae. The coding region runs from base 67 to 1155 and encodes 362 amino acids. Gene Ontology annotation, cellular component: cytoplasm. Gene Ontology annotation, biological process: biosynthetic process. Gene Ontology annotation, molecular function: pyridoxal phosphate binding; L-kynurenine:2-oxoglutarate transaminase activity.